Aspergillus eucalypticola CBS 122712 is the source of this 1257-nucleotide messenger RNA. RefSeq names its product putative EF-hand calcium-binding domain protein. The record is from RefSeq and is a predicted model, not a curated record. The transcript is spliced from 2 exons. Bases 466 to 1257 code for a protein of 263 amino acids. NCBI's taxonomy places the organism in Eukaryota, Fungi, Ascomycota, Eurotiomycetes, Eurotiales, Aspergillaceae. Gene Ontology annotation, cellular component: nucleus; cytoplasm.
GGCGGGAUCAACGAAUAACUUCCGUGUUGUAUCGCUGUUACACACCGAUGGCUGGCAUGUUCUUUGGCAGUCUACUGUUCCGACAAGGAUAGCCCGAAUCGCAGGCCACGAGAGUCCAAAGUAACUUCUCUGGUAUUGCCUUCGCAGUGGACCAUCACUUCUCCGGGGCCAUUGACUGUAUUCAAGAUUAUAGUAUGUAUUAUAUCCCACACUUUGUGGAUGCCGAGAUCAUAUAACCCGACCUCCCAGAGAUAGAUACUCCGGGUCCGACGAUACCAGGGGUGGCAUUUAGCAUCAGCAUGCCUUGUUUUUUAAAAGCCCGCGGUGCCCACUGGGACUUGCUAUGCUGGCAUCUGCACCUGUAGUGGGGGCGGUCUUCCUACCAACGCUGCAUGUUAUUCUUCCUUGGAGUUCAUCUUCUCACAUCUCCUCCUCCAAGAAUUGCCUCUAAGAAAUCCUGCAAUCAUGCCCCGGAUACUCUGCCUCCACGGCAAAGGCACCAGUGGUGCAAUCUUCAAGUCUCAAACGUCUGCGCUGCGCGCUCGAUUAUCUGACCUACAAAUCGACUUUGAAUUUGUCGAUGGGUUUUACUCCUCCGAUCCGGCUCCAGGGAUCGACCUCUUCUACCCACCCCCUUACUACUCCUUCUGGGAGCAAGACAAUAUCGAAGCCGUCUUCCACAGUCGCGACUGGCUCGUGAACUACCUAAGGAUCAAUGGCCCGUACGAUGCCCUCAUGAUGUUUUCGCAGGGAUGCGCUGUCGGAUCAUCCACCGCCCUUCUUCAUUUGCUCGAAGAGCCAAAUCAGCUCUUGCCCUUCAAAGCUGCCAUCUUUAUCUGUGCGGGAGUGCCACUACGCGUGUUGGAAAAGGUGGGGUAUAAGAUUGCCCCCGAGGUUUGGGACAAGGACAUUGUGACUCGAAAGGCACUGGCAGCGCAGGCGGACUCCUCGGCGAUCUUGUCGCAGGGCUCGAUGCGUUGGCAGGGGGAGAAGGGAAUUAGUGCGUCUGAAGCGGAUAUCCGGAAGGAAAUUGCGCCUUCAAAUGUCCAGAUCGACAUCCCGACGGUGCAUAUAUACGGUGAUAAGGACCCGCGAUGGUCAGCUGGCAUUCAGUUAUCCCAAGCGUGUAAUGCAACCAAGAGGAGAAUGUAUAAUCAUGGCGGAGGACACGAAGUCCCUCGUACGAACGAGGUGACUACCGGUAUGGCCGAGCUGGUGAGAUGGGCACUGCGUGAGGCCGCGGUGAUUGAUGAGUAA